GUGGGCCUGGGUUCCGAAGCCCGACGACUGACUCCUCCCGGAGGACGCCUCCUCUGACCGCAUUUCCUCUUCUGGGCCUCUGAGCCUCACCUCAGGCACACUCAUUAAUGACACUCUUUGGCAGCCUGUCACCCACUCGGCUGGGAGCGCCUGAGGGAAGUAAUUGCGAGGGGUGUAUGUGGGUCACCGCGGCGCUCCGGCCUCGCUCUGACCAGGAGAGGUGGCGAGGCAGCCCCGGGGAAGCAGAAAGGGAGCAGGAGCCGGCCGCAGAGCUAAAGAAGGAGUGCGAAGCGUGUUGCGCUGCGUCAGCGAGCCCCGGAGCGCCCGGAGUCUAGCACGGCCAGGCCGGGAGCGCAGUGCAGUCGGAGCGGAAGAGGCGGGGACGCCGGCGACGCCAGGAGCGCGCGGUCCGGACUCUGCUGCAGGUCAGAGGUGCCGCCCGGAGACCCUGGGCCAGCGCCGGGCACAGCUGCUUCUGCGCGUUUGCCUGUCCGUCUUUGUGUCUGUCUCUGUGUCUAUCUGGCUGUCUCCGAGCCUGCCUCCACUUCUAAAACUAAGCCGCGCGGACACCGACAUCCCCUGGGUCCCCGCCCCUGUCCCAUGGCAGGCUACUUGCCCCCCAAAGGCUACGCCCCUUCGGCUCCACCGCCCUACCCUGUGACCACCGGAUACCCGGAGCCGGCGCUGCAUCCUGGGGCCGGGCAGGCGCCGGUGCCCGCCCAGGUGCCCAGCCCCGCGCCAGGCUUCGCUCUCUUCCCCUCGCCUGGCCCCUUGGCCUCGGGGUCUCCUGCCCCCUUCUUACCACUGCCCGGGGUGCCUCCUGGCCUCGAAUUCCUGGCGCAGAUUGACCAGAUCUUGAUUCACCAAAAGGUUGAGCGAGUGCAAGGGCUCCUAGGCUGGGAAACCUGUAACCGGUAUGAACUGCGCUCGGGGGCAGGGCAACCCUUGGGCCAGGCGGCCGAGGAGAGCAACUGCUGCGCUCGCCUGUGCUGUGGUGCCCGCCGGCCGCUGCGUGUACGCCUGGUGAACCCCGGGGACCGCGAAGUGCUGCGCCUGCUACGUCCGCUCCACUGUGGCUGCGGCUGCUGCCCCUGCGGCCUCCAGGAGAUGGAAAUACAGGCUCCACCGGGCACCACCAUUGGCCACGUACUACAGACCUGGCAUCCGUUUCUCCCCAAGUUCUCCAUCCAGGAUGCUGAUCGCCAGACUGUCCUUCGGGUGGUGGGGCCCUGCUGGACCUGUGGCUGUGGCACAGACACCAACUUUGAGGUGAAGACCCGGGAUGAGUCCCGCAGCGUGGGCCGUAUCAGCAAGCAGUGGGGGGGGCUGCUCCGAGAAACUCUCACGGAUGCAGAUGACUUUGGCUUGCAGUUCCCCACGGAUCUGGAUGUGAAGGUGAAGGCUGUGCUGCUGGGAGCCACGUUUCUCAUUGACUACAUGUUCUUUGAGAAGCGAGGAGGUGCUGGGCCCUCUGCCAUCACCAGCUAGAGGCCGCUUCAGGGUGAGGAGACCAUCACCUCAAACAGAAUUCAGGAUGGUCACCUGCUCUGGCCUGGCCCUUCCUCAGAGGCAGCCUCUUUCAUCCAUGUACACAGCAGGGGACAGACGGGGUACCUGAGAGGCUGGGGGCCGUGUGCCCCAUCCCUACCCUACCUCUCUGGCCUCCUUCACCUGUGGCCCCCCACAAAGAGUGUGUAUGAGAGCCCUUCCCCACUACCUCCCACCACUGUCUCUUGGCAUACAGGCUAUUGGCUUUCAGACCUUCCCUACCCACCCCCUCCUACCCCCUUCCAGGGCCUCUGCUCCAGAAAGGGCCUUUGGAACCCAGAACUUUGGGAUGUUAUGACAGAACCGGGAUGGAGGAUAAACAGCACCAAAGAAUAGCGGACAUGGCCACCCCUCUCCUGCAUCAGCUUGGCCAAUCAAUUCAGCCCCAGACUACAGCACUUUGAGGGGAUUCCUGCCUCCCCACCAACAGCUGUAGAGGCUGGGCCCUAGUGCCAACCUCCCCUGCUCUUGGGCCCUGCCCACAGCUGGUGCUUGCUGCAGCUUCCUGUGCCUUAUUUAACCACCCCUUCCUUCCAUUGCCCUAGGAAGGAGGCUGCAUCUUUGUAUGGUAUAUUCAUAUAAACUUUGUAAUUUUUUUGGACUUUGAAA
This is a messenger RNA of Loxodonta africana (African savanna elephant), 2157 nucleotides long. It is a transcript of the gene PLSCR3, whose product is annotated as phospholipid scramblase 3. Gene Ontology annotation, cellular component: plasma membrane. Gene Ontology annotation, molecular function: phospholipid scramblase activity. NCBI's taxonomy places the organism in Eukaryota, Metazoa, Chordata, Mammalia, Proboscidea, Elephantidae. The record is from RefSeq and is a predicted model, not a curated record. The transcript has 9 exons. The coding region runs from base 601 to 1488 and encodes 295 amino acids. Gene Ontology annotation, biological process: plasma membrane phospholipid scrambling.